Molecule: messenger RNA, 2861 nt
Organism: Salvia splendens (bonfire salvia)
Lineage: Eukaryota; Viridiplantae; Streptophyta; Magnoliopsida; Lamiales; Lamiaceae
Product: potassium channel AKT1
Exons: 12
Coding region: 114-2669 (851 amino acids)
Biological process (GO): potassium ion transport; transmembrane transport
Cellular component (GO): membrane
Molecular function (GO): protein binding; voltage-gated potassium channel activity
Source: RefSeq, a predicted model, not a curated record
UUCUGGAAAUUCAUAACGGAAAAAGGAGUAGUGGAACAUGAAGAUGAGAUGAGCAGAAAGCAAAUCCACGCAAGGGUGGAUGAAAAGCAGAUUGAGUGUAACGCGAGUAGAAUAUGGUUGAAGGCGAAGGAUCAAUGACUGUCAAACCAGUCGACGUCGUAGUCCAACGGUCCGCGUCGGAAGGGGAGGAGAGCGAUCAGAGGUAUCCCGUUGACAUUCUUCCCCCCCUCGGCGCCAGUAGCCCCCCUUCGCAAGAUCUCGGCGACUUCGUCAUAUCUCCCUUCGAUCGCCGGUACAGAUCGUGGGAGGUGCUUCUGGUGGUAUUAGUCUUCUACACGGCGUGGGUGUCGCCGUUCGAGUUCGGUUUCCUCUCGGGACCGACGUGGCCGCUCAACAUCACGGACAACGUCGUCAAUAGCUUCUUCUUGGUCGACAUUGUGAUGUCGUUCUUCGUCGCUUAUCUCGACAAAUCGACUUACAAUCUGGUCAUCGACCAUAAGCAGAUCGCGCUCAAGUAUGCGAAAACGGGGCUGCUCUUCGAUGUCAUCUCCUCCAUGCCUUAUGAGUUGAUACAUAAAAUUAUGCACAAUGUCAAUGCCUAUGGCUACUUCAAUAUGCUCCGCCUCUGGCGUAUCAGAAGAGUCAGUUCAAUGUUUGAGAGAAUGGAGAAGGACACGAACAUCAACUACACGGUGGUUCGAACCGUAAAGCUUACUUGUGGCACUCUUUUUUCAAUUCAUGUCGCUGCCUGUGGCUUCUAUUCGCUGGCCACCAGGAAUAAGGACCCACUGGGCACAUGGAUCGGAGCUAUAGAGCAGGAUUUUCAGAAGUUCUCUCUGUUUCACAAGUAUGUUAUAUCUAUGUACUUGUCCACAGUCACUGUCGCAACACUAGGCUAUGGAGAUUACCAUGCCGUGACAAGAGGGGAAAUGAUAUAUACCAUCAUCUUCGUAUUAUACAUCCUUGGAUUGACAAGUUACAUCAUAGGAAACUUCACCAACUUGAUUGUUGAAUCCACCAACAAAACUAGGAAAUUUAGAGAAACUAUCAAUGCUGCUUCGAGCUUUGGGAAAAGGAACAAUAUUCCGGAGCACAUGCAAGAUCUGAUGAUAGCGCACUUGAGCCUCAAGUACAGAAUCGACGCUGAGGGGGUUCAGCAGCAAGAGACAAUUGAUUCCCUUCCAAAGGCGAUUCGUUCAAAAAUCUCACAAUUUCUCUUCUACUCCCUUGUUGAUACAGUGUAUUUGUUCGAAGGAGUGUCCAAUGACCUGCUCUUUCAGCUGGUCUCGAUAAUGAAACCUGAGUAUUUCCCCAACGGAGAAGACAUAAUUUUACAAAAUGAAACACCGACAGAUAUGUAUAUUCUGGUUAAUGGGGCAGCCGAUUUUAUUUCACACAUAAAUGCAUCGGAAAGGGUUGUCGGGGUUAUGAAGACAGGGGAUGUUUGUGGUGAAGUAGGGCUUCUUUGCUACAGACCACAAGUUUUUACUGUUCGAACAAAGAGAUUGAGCCAGCUGCUGCGGCUCAAUCGUACUGCAUUGAUGAACGUUCUCCAGAAUAACGUUGGAGAUGCAACAAUAAUUAUGAACAAUCUCCUUGAGCAUCUGAAAGGGCACCAAGAUCCAGCGAUGCAAGAAAUUUUGACACACACUGAGCAAAUUCUGGCUAAAGGAAGAUUCGACAUGCCUCUGAGCUUAUGCUUUGCUGCAGAUAGGGGCGAUGCUCUGUUGUUGAUACAGAUGCUUAGAAAAGGUAUGGAUCCAGAUGAGUUGGACAGCAACGGUCGCAGAGCUUUGAAUCUUGCAGCAUCAAAAGGCUUUCUAGAAUGUGUUCUUCUCCUCCUUGAUUUUGGGGCAGACCCCAACAGCAAAGAUUCUGAAGGAAAUGUUCCAUUAUGGGAUGCAAUGUUGGGAAAACAUGAUGACGUGAUAAAGGCGCUGUCUGACAAUGGGGCAACAUUGCCUGAUGAAGAUAUAGGCUACUUUGCUUGCUCUGCAUCCGAGCAGAACAACACAUAUUUGCUUCAAGCAUUAGUGAACUUUGGUGGGGACAUAUCACAGCCCGACAGCCACGGAAACACAGCUCUGCACCUGGCAAUAAAUCGUCAACAUGUUGAAAUUUGCAAGUUCUUGGUAGAAAAUGGAGCUGAUACAGAAAAGCCAGACGCGGAUGGCUGGACGCCACGAGCCUUGGCUAAUUAUCUCCACAAUGAAGAGAUCAAAGCUUUGCUGCAAACAAAUUCGCAUCAUGCGGAACACAAGAGUGAUCCACCUCAGCAGCCUGCUCAGAAACGGGUAGGUACUAGAGAGCGAAGGCCAUACAGCGGUGAUGUAAAGACGAGGAGAGGGCAGACACAUCUGAGCAGCUCCCUUGCAGGGAUCAUCACGGCUGUCCAAAGACAAAGUGGAUGUUUAUCCAAUCUUGGGACGCCGCAGAGGUGUGCUAGAGUGACCCUUAGUUGUCCGGAGAAGGGUGACACGUCUGGGAAGCUGGUGCUUCUGCCUGGAUCCAUUGCAGAGCUGGUUGAGGUUGGGUGCCAGAAGUUUGAUUUUCGCGCCACGAAAGUAGCGACAAAAGAUGGUUAUUUGGUUGAAGAUAUGGCUGCGGUACGAGAUGGUGAUCAUCUUGUGCUGGCUGGUGGAGAGGAAAAGGCGACAAUCGAACUUUAGAGCAUGAAAUGUUCUUGUCAAGUUUUGAACUGAUUUUGUGUUUGUAUGUAACUUGGUAAGUGUAGGAAGAGGGAUCCCAAGGUUGAUUGAUGAAUCACGCCAUUGCCGCUUCUUUCAUGUAGAGUUCGUAACGACAUUGAAAAAUGAUAUCGUAUUAUCUGCAUAUAUAUAGUGUUGUCAUUCUUUUUCUUA